This is a messenger RNA of Myotis davidii, 1640 nucleotides long. It is a transcript of the gene FOXA1, whose product is annotated as forkhead box A1. Gene Ontology annotation, biological process: regulation of transcription by RNA polymerase II; anatomical structure morphogenesis; cell differentiation. The transcript has a single exon. Bases 203 to 1510 code for a protein of 435 amino acids. Gene Ontology annotation, molecular function: protein domain specific binding; DNA-binding transcription factor activity, RNA polymerase II-specific; transcription factor binding. NCBI's taxonomy places the organism in Eukaryota, Metazoa, Chordata, Mammalia, Chiroptera, Vespertilionidae. The record is from RefSeq and is a predicted model, not a curated record.
UUCAUGCUUGCCACGCUAGGGUUUUUUCCCCGUGGUGCAAGACAUUUGUUCGUUCUGGGGAGAGCGCCUGCCGGUUUGCCCUGGGUAAGGGGCCCUAUGCUCUCCUCUUGCCGCGGAGUGCGCGCACUGCUAACUCUGCCCUUCGGGGCCUCUCCGCCCGCUUUCUCCACUCCAGGCCUAUUCCUCAGUCCCGGUCAGCAACAUGAACUCGGGCCUGGGCUCCAUGAAUUCCAUGAACACCUACAUGACCAUGAACACCAUGACCACAAGCGGCAACAUGACCCCAGCUUCGUUCAAUAUGUCCUACGCAAAUCCGGGCCUGGGCGCCGGCCUGAGCCCUGGCACGGUGGCUGGCAUGCCUGGGGGCUCCGCGGGCGCCAUGAACAGCAUGACAGCCGCGGGAGUGACGGCCAUGGGGACGACGCUGAGCCCCGGGGGCAUGGGCGCCAUGGGCGCGCAGCCUGCAGGCUCCAUGAACGGCCUGGGCCCCUACGCCGCAGCCAUGAACCCCUGCAUGAGCCCCAUGGCCUACGCGCCGUCCAACCUGGGCCGCAGCCGGGCCGCGGGCAGUGGCGACGCCAAGACUUUCAAGCGCAGCUACCCCCAUGCCAAGCCGCCCUACUCCUACAUCUCGCUCAUCACCAUGGCCAUCCAGCAGGCCCCCAGCAAGAUGCUCACGCUGAGUGAGAUCUACCAGUGGAUCAUGGACCUCUUCCCCUUCUACCGGCAGAACCAGCAGCGCUGGCAGAACUCCAUCCGCCACUCGCUGUCCUUCAACGACUGCUUCGUCAAAGUGGCGCGCUCCCCCGACAAGCCGGGCAAGGGCUCCUACUGGACGCUGCACCCGGACUCCGGCAACAUGUUCGAAAACGGCUGUUACCUGCGCCGCCAGAAGCGCUUCAAGUGCGAGAAGCAGCCUGGGGCCGGGGGCGGGAGCGGGGGCAGUGGUGGCGCCAAGGGCGGCCCUGAGAGCCGAAAGGACCCCUCGGCCUCGGCCAACAGCAGCGGGGACUCGCCCCUUCAUCGAGGGGUUCACGGUAAGGCCGGCCAGCUAGAGGGCGCACCGGCCCCGGGGCCCACUGCCAGCCCCCAGACUCUGGACCACAGCGGGGCGACGGCGACAGGGGGCGCCUCGGAGUUGAAGACUCCAGCCUCCUCAGCUGCGCCCCCGAUCAGCUCCGGGCCUGGGGCUCUGGUAUCUGUGCCCCCCUCCCACCCAGUGCACGGUCUGGCACCCCACGAGUCCCAGCUCCACCUGAAAGGGGACCCCCACUACUCCUUCAACCACCCCUUCUCCAUCAACAACCUCAUGUCCUCGGAUCAGCAGCACAAGCUGGACUUCAAGGCAUAUGAGCAGGCGCUACAGUACUCGCCCUACAGCGCCUCUUUGCCUGCCAGCCUGCCACUGGGCAGCGCCGCGGUGGCCACCAGGAGCCCCAUUGAGCCCUCAGCCCUGGAGCCGGCCUACUACCAAGGUGUGUAUUCCAGACCUGUCCUAAACACUUCCUAGCUGUCCUAGACUAGGGGUUGGUUUGUCGUGACCAUGCUGCUAGCAGGAGAGGGGGGAAAGCAGCAGCAAACAAAACCACACAUACCAAGCUGACGACAGCAGAAUAAAAUACCAACUAUUUUUAUUUCUU